CUCACCCACACAAUGGACGUCACCCCAAUAGGCACCAUCGGUGGUGAGGGCCACUGGCUGCUUGCAGUCUCUUGGGCCACGACGGGAGCUGCCGCCUUCUGUUUUCUAAUGCGACUAUACACCCGUCUGGUGGUGAUCAAGGCGUACGGAUGGGACGACAUCAUCUACAACGCUUCAUUUAUCCUCCUCCUCGCCUGCACCAUCAUGGUCCACGUCUCAGUCCUCUACGGCCUCGGCCAGAGCCAAGACGCAAUAUGGGACGACAGCCCCGACCGACUCACAAAAUGCCUAUUGUAUCUAAUCGUCGCCCAGAUCUUUGGCGUCUCGACCAUGGGCGUAGCCAAGGUCUCGCUGGGACUGUUCCUCCUCCGCCUCGUCACCAAACCCUGGCACCGCUGGGCCAUCUGGGCCGCCAUAGCCGCGCUGCUGGUCGACACUGCCGUCUGCGCCUUUGCCUUUGCCUUUCAGUGCACCCCGCCCGCCUUCCUGUGGGACAAGACCAUCCCGGGAGGGAGCUGCCCGCUGCCCAUAACCCCCUUCGCCAUCGCCCUGGGGACGGGUUGCGUCCUGGCCGACUUGUUCUUUGCCGUGUUCCCUUGUGUGUUUGUGUGGCAGCUCAACAAACCCUUCCAGGAGCGGUUGUUGAUCGCAGGAUCGAUGAGCCUGGGGCUCGCGGCCGCUGCCUGCGGCGUCAAGCGGACGAUUGGGUUGGGAGGCCUGCAGAGCGCAAACUAUACCAUCGACGCCAUCCCCACCUGCGCUUGGUCCAUCGCCGAGCUGGCAAUCACACUCGUCUGCAUCGCCAUCCCGGUCUGCCUUCCUCUGUUCAGACAGGUGCUCAAGAGCGUUGGUCUCACGGGUAAUGAGGCUCCGGCGCUACCUGGGAAAAAGGAGGAUGGGGGUGAGAAUGGCAAGGGCGGUCCCGUCUUUGCUCUUCGCACCUUUGGAGGGAGUGACAUGCCCGGAUCUAAGUCCACCAAGAGCUGGCAGCGGAGUAGUCGGAUUCGGGAUGAUGCCGAGAGUGAACUUUCUCUCAGGAGGAGUCCGACCGAGGAGGUGAGAGGCACGAGAAACCGAUCACCAGCAGAUGCUGUGGAUGAUGUUGAGAGUGGGUUGAGGACUGAGGGACGAUUGAAUGAUAAUAAUGGUCUGAGCGACGAGAGAUUGGGUGACGAUAGAAGGUUAAGCACAGAGAGACGACCGAGCCCCAACAGACGAUCGAGCAUUGAGAGACGAUGAGUAAGCAAAAAGGGAAAAUUAAUGACCAAGUCCUAUAUUAUUUUAGCUGGGGGCUUAGCCACAAAAAAAAGUUUGAUAAAAGGGAAUGACCGGCGUGUCGAUACGACGAAUGAAUAUGAAUCCAGAUCUGUUAUAU
Pyricularia grisea is the source of this 1375-nucleotide messenger RNA. RefSeq lists its product as uncharacterized. The record is from RefSeq and is a predicted model, not a curated record. Bases 13 to 1239 code for a protein of 408 amino acids. The transcript is spliced from 2 exons. Lineage: Eukaryota; Fungi; Ascomycota; Sordariomycetes; Magnaporthales; Pyriculariaceae.